Molecule: messenger RNA, 2943 nt
Organism: Anguilla anguilla (European eel)
Lineage: Eukaryota; Metazoa; Chordata; Actinopteri; Anguilliformes; Anguillidae
Gene: chchd3a
Product: coiled-coil-helix-coiled-coil-helix domain containing 3a
Exons: 9
Coding region: 160-1914 (584 amino acids)
Biological process (GO): inner mitochondrial membrane organization
Cellular component (GO): MICOS complex; mitochondrion
Source: RefSeq, a predicted model, not a curated record
AUAGUUCACAAGUGGGAAGGGCAGGGACCGGUAGUGCUUUUAUACUGUGUGCCGAGGCGUGAGGCCUUGGUGAUUUGGUGCAGGUGUUCAAACUGUUUAUAGUGUGGAUUGAUUAACAUAUUACAUUUAGCCAGAUAGCUUUCGCGUACUUCUGCAAGCAUGGGAGGCAGCAACAGCACCCGCCGCGUCUCCUUUGAAUCGGACGAGAAUGACAACGUUACGAUUGUGAAGGGCAUUAGGCUGUCGGAGAAUGUCAUCAAUCGUAUGAGAGAGGCCCCCUUUGCGCCAGUCCAUCCACGAUCGCCACCAAGGGUCCCAAUGACUCCACUGCCUGUGGAACCUGCUGCCCCCCCUCUGCCAUUUCCUCCCAUUCUAGAACCUGUAGCCCCCCCUCCUGCUCCCACGAGUGACAUCGUCUCACCACCUCCACCAAAAAUUUUGGAAACAGUAGCCCCCAUCCCCACACCUCUCCCAGUGGAACCCGUGGCUCCCCCUCCUUCAGCUCCCCUUGUUGAACCUGUAGCUCCUCCACCUCCACCCCCUGUUGUUGAACCUGUAGCUCCUCCAGCUCCACCACCUGUUGUCGAACCAGUAGCUCCCCCUCCACCUCCCAUUGUCGAACCCCUGGCCCCUCUUCUUGCUCCACUUGUUGAACUUGUGUCCCCCCCUCCGCCUCCACCACCCAUGGUAGAACCGGUUGCCCCUCCCCCUCCCGUGGUCGAACCCAUAGCGCCCCCUCCUCCACCUCCUGUUGUGGAACCAGUGGCCCCUUUAACGGUCCUUGUUGAGCCUGUGGUCCCUUCUCCCUCACCGAGCCCCGUGGUUGAGCCUGUUGCUCCUUCACCACCUCUUACCUCAGAACCCAUUGUUCUCCCUCCUCCCCUUGUCGAAACCGUGGUUCCCCCGCCUCCCCCUGUUGAAAGCAUCAUUGCCCCUCCUCCCCCUGUUGAAACCAUCAUUGCCCCUCCUCCUCCUGUUGAAAUCAUUGCCCCUCCUCCCCCUCUUGAAACCAUUGCCCCUCCUCCCCCUGUUGAAAUCAUUGCCCCUCCUCCCCCUGUUGAAAUCAUUGCCCCUCCUCCCCCCAUUGAAACCAUUGCCCCUCCUCCACCUGUUGAAAUCAUUGCCCCUCCUCCACCUGUUGAAAUCAUUGCUCCUCCCCAUGUUGAAACCAUUGCCCUUCCCACUGUUGAAAUUAUUGUCCCUCCCCCUGUUGAAAUUAUUGCCCCUCCCCCUAUUGAAAUCAUUGCCCCUCCUCCUCCGGUUGACCUGCCUCCACAACCUGCCACAGUUGACAUUUUUGCCCCGCCUCCACUUCCACCUGUAAACGAGGAGGACCUGCGGAGGAAGAUCGCCGAGGAGCUGCAGCGCGAGCUGGACCAGGAGAGGAGCAACAGGGAGCUCGAGAUGCUCCAGCGGCUGGAUGAAGAGAAGGCCCAGGUCAAGGCGCAGGCCGAGGUGCGCAUCCAGGACGAGGUGGGGCGGAUCCUGGACGUGGAGUGGGCCGCCAGCCAGGAGUCCAUCAAGCGGGCCGUGCUGAAGGAGCGAAUCACCGCCGAGGACGAGCGCCUGCGAGCCCAGCUCUACGAACUGGAGCGUAAGGCCCAUCAGCUGGAUGAGAAGGACAGGGAGCUGAGGAAGCAGGAAGCCUUCUACAGAGAGCAGGUGGCCAAGCUGGAGGAGAGGAGCGCCAAGUUCUACCGCGUCACCACGGAGAACUACCACAAGGCUGCCGACGAGCUGAACGCCAAGUUCCGGCGCUACGAGAUAAAGCCCGUCUGCGCUGACCUGCAGGGGCAGAUCCUGAAGUGCUACCGGGAGAACACGAGCCAGACGCUGUCCUGCUCCAGGAUCGCCUCGCUCUACCUGCAGUGCGUCAACGAUGCCAAACAGAACAAGAUGAGGACGGGAGGCUAACGUCCCGUGCCGCAGCGAAGUAGCCGUGUUUUUGUGUUGUCUACGGCGAUACGGACCCGGAGGUGAAGAAUCAUGUCCAGAGACACAACCGACCCAGGAGAACACACCAGGAGAACACACCAGAGACUCAGACCGCAGCAGCCGGAGAGAGGGGGGAUCCACUCUCCAACCGUUCCUACAGCACCUGGACGGAAUAGGUUCACUACCCACUGGUUCCUGAAUACCUCUCCUUACAUCGCCAGGAGGGAAUAGGUUCACUACCGAACUGUUUCUGAAUGCCUCUCCUUACAUCGCCAGGAGGGAAUAGGUUCACUACCGAAUUGUUUCUGAAUGCCUCUCCUUGCAUCACAAGGAGGGAAUAGGUUUACUACCCAUUGGUUCACGUCUACCUCUGCCUACCUCCCCAGGAGGGAAUAGGUUCACUACCCAUUGCUGGUCCCUGUCUACCUCUCCCCAAGUCACAAGAUGGUUUGUAGGUUCACUUCCUACUCUUCUCAGUCUACCUCUCCCUACUCCGCAAGAUGGUUCCAGGGUUCACUGCCACCACACAGGAGACCAGCACCGCAACAGGAAGAGCUGCUCCGCGAGACAUCUGGGAUCAGACCCCCCUACCUCUGUGGUCUGGCCCCAGUGUUCAGAGAGCAGCUGCACGUUUAAAACGAAUCACACGGAUCUGGCCCGCCGCCGCCCGCCCGCCCGCCACAGCGCCUCCCGACCGGGUCGUGCGCAUGCUCAGCUUCGCUCCCUCGCCACGCGUCGACAGUAAAAAAACAAAAAAGUGCGUUCUCCCGCCCGUUUCCCUUCCCGCUAACGUGACCGCCCCCCGCGUCCUUCCGGACAUUUCUCCCUUCAUCUCGCUCUCCGUACGCGCGUAGAGUCCAAAGGCGCCGCUGCUUGCUUUUGUUUUGGUCUGCACGAGUCUCAUCACGUCUGCCGCACCAGGAAAAUAAUGAAAAUAAAUAAUGAAGAUGCUGUAAUUGUCGCCGAUCAUGUCCUGUCAAUAAUACACUUGCUGCACAUGCACCAGUC